GAGCCGCCGGCCGACUUCAUCUGCCCGAUCACGACCGAGCUCAUGAGUGACCCGGUGAUGGCGGCGGACGGGCAUUCGUACGAGCGGUCGGCGAUCGAGCGCUGGCUCGCGACCAGGUCGACGAGCCCGAUGACGGGCGAGGCGCUCGUGCACAGUUUCCUCGCCCCCAACCACAUGGUGCGCCGGCAGAUCCGGGAGUGGGAAGAGGCGAACGCAUGCUGUUGCUGA
Emiliania huxleyi CCMP1516 is the source of this 228-nucleotide messenger RNA. RefSeq lists its product as hypothetical. The record is from RefSeq and is a predicted model, not a curated record. The transcript has a single exon. Gene Ontology annotation, molecular function: ubiquitin-protein transferase activity. Gene Ontology annotation, biological process: protein ubiquitination. Lineage: Eukaryota; Haptophyta; Isochrysidales; Noelaerhabdaceae. The annotation marks the transcript as partial.